This is a messenger RNA of Ornithorhynchus anatinus (platypus), 5588 nucleotides long. RefSeq names its product SET domain containing 5 (gene SETD5). Lineage: Eukaryota; Metazoa; Chordata; Mammalia; Monotremata; Ornithorhynchidae. The record is from RefSeq and is a predicted model, not a curated record. Bases 1000 to 5490 code for a protein of 1496 amino acids. The transcript has 25 exons. Gene Ontology annotation, molecular function: protein binding.
ACAAUUGUUUCUCUGGCAGCAGAUCUUGUUCAUCAGGAUUACAUCAUCUCUGGGAGAAUGUUCAAGGUCCGAAGCCCCGGUACAAAGAUGUUCUGAAGCAGAUGAGGCCUGUUCCCUUUCUGAAGCGGCACUCUUCUUCCUGCCAGUCUUCUUCACAGGAUUACUGAAGCGGACCUGUUCAGAGUUUCUUUCACUGGAUUGGCUGCUUAUUGGACCUGUCUCCCAGCUGCUUCCGGCUCACCUGGCUGAUGCAAUAUCUUUCUCUGAAAUCUGUGUUGGAAUUGGCUCUUGUAACACUUUUUGUUUAUCUUCUCUGGGAGUGGCCAGACAGAUCAUGAGUGCCUUGCAUUCUGUAAGUCAUGUGGAGAAGGGAUCGUCAGAAUGACAAUUGCUGAGGCCACUCUGCCAUCCUGGAGAAAUCCUGUUCUAAAGGACAGGGGUGACUGUCAAGUGUCUGGCAUGCUCUGUUCGACUCCUUUCCCUGGAAACAGUGCAUAGAUGAUGACUCCUAGAGGGUGUUCAGUGCCGGGAGAUUUUCUGAUUCCACACCUGCUUCAAACAACAGCCUGUGGCUCCAUGUGGAUUUUAUUGGAUUCUUCUGGGAAUUGUGAUGCUGACAAGAAGUUCAGAAUCUGCGGCAGUCAUGGUCUCUUUACUACUCGCACUCAUACACCUAUUUUUCCUCUCGUUUUCUCUCUCUGUUCUUCCUUCCUUCCUUCCUUACCACUCCUAAAGGAUACCGCUCCCUCCGUGGUAAUUUCAUUUUUCUGCUUCAAUAUUUUGCCUCUCCUCAUCUUGAAUCUACUCUAAAAUACAAAUCAAAAUCUUCAGAAGACGCUGGCAGAGAGGUUAUUGGGACUUCACAUCCACUGGUCAAUAUAAAGGUUUCCUCAUGUCCGUGACAUGUUGGUUGAUGCUCUGCGGCUCACCCCCGCUCUCAGAGUGGUCAGUCUCCAUUAAGUGGACCCCUUGAUCCCCACCUUCGCCGUGCCGGACGUCAUGAGCAUUGCAAUUCCUCUGGGAGUCACCACACCAGAUACAUCCUACUCCGAUAUGGCUGCUGGAUCCGACCCAGAAUCUGUGGAAGCUAGUCCAGCUGUUAGUGAGAAGAACGUGUAUUCCACUCACAGCUAUGGGACCGCCCAGAGGCUUGGGUACCGAGGACUGCCUUAUGCUGACCAUAAUUAUGGAGCCCCUCCUCCUCCGACUCCCCCUGCUUCUCCUCCUGUUCAGACCAUCAUCCCCAAUGCGGAGCUGAAUGGCCUGCACUUGCCAGAUGAGGAAAACUCUGGGGACAGUGAGACCUCAGGGGGCGACUCCAUUCCCAACUGGUGUCACUGUGGUCUCUCUCAGGAUGGUUUCUUCCUUAAAUGUGAUAAGUGCAGGGGAAUGAACAGUGGGAACGUGAUUAGAUUGCAGCGCAGGAAGCAGGACAAUGAGUCCGGUGGGGACAGUAGUGCAACUGAAAGCUGGGAUGAGGAGCUGUCCCCCUCCACAGUAUUGUAUACAGCAACUCAGCACACACCUACAAGUAUCACCCUAACGGUUAACCGGGUGAGAAGAACCAAGACCAAGAAGAGGAAGAAGAGUCCAGCAAAAGCUCGUGCUGCGCCUAAGACCAAAAAAAUCAAGGCAUUUCGAGAGGGAUCACGGAAGUCGUUGCGGAUGAAGAAUUCUCCUUCUGAAGCACAUGCUCUAGAUGAGAAUACAACUGAGGGCUGGGAAAACCGGAUUCGACUUUGGACCGAUCAGUAUGAGGAAGCUUUCACUAAUCAGUACAGUGCAGAUGUUCAAAACCUCCUGGAACAGCAUCUAAAUUCCAACAAAGAAUUUGUGGGUGAAGCUGCUGUCUUGGACACCAUCAAUAAGACAGAAUUGGCCUGUAAUAAUACAGUCGUCGGUUCGCAGAUGCAGCUACAGCUAGGUAGAGUGACUCGUGUUCAGAAGCACCGGAAGACCCUAAGGGCGGCAAAAGACUUGGCAUUGGACACCCUCAUAAUAGAGUAUCGAGGAAAAGUGAUGUUACGGCAGCAAUUUGAGGUCAAUGGGCAUUUCUUCAAAAAACCGUAUCCCUUUGUGCUAUUCUACUCAAAAUUCAAUGGUGUAGAGAUGUGUGUGGAUGCCCGCACUUUCGGCAAUGAUGCUAGGUUCAUCAGACGAUCCUGUACACCCAAUGCAGAGGUGCGCCACAGGAUUGCAGAUGGGAUGAUCCACUUAUGUAUCUAUGCGGUCUCUGCCAUCACCAAGGAUGCAGAAGUCACCAUCGGUUUUGAUUUUGAGUACAGUAACUGCAGUAAUUACAAAGUCGACUGUGCAUGUCACAAGGGAAACCGGAAUUGCCCCGUGCAGAGACGAAAUCCCAGUGCUGGAAAUCCUCUACCUCCACCUGCUGCCAGUCUAGUGACCAUUGGAGCCGAGACAAGACGACGGAAGGCCCGUCGUAAGGAGCUGGAGAUGGAACAGCAGAGUUGUGUUGUGGAUGGGAAUAGUACCCAGAAAGCAGAGGAGGCUCCGGGGGGAGUGACCACAACUAGUAAUAAGGAGGAGACAAACAGUCUGGAAGAGAAACCACGUGCGCAGAAAGUAGAGGCUGUCAGUGAGCAGAGCGUCCUGCCACAGAGCAAACGGACCCGAGAAGAGAGGAAGGUGGAAGCCAUCAUGCACAUGUUUGAAAAUAUGGAGAAGAGAAAGAGGCGUAAAGAGCAGCCAUUGGAACGGAGCAGCACAAGCCUAGAGGCCACUCCUCAGUCAGAGGCUCCUCGUCCAGAAGAAAAGAAAAGCGAGCCAGCCAAACCCGAAAGUAACAACUCAGCUUCUAAUGUCACGACCCCUAGCGUGCCAAUCAACAGUGGCAUGAACACACGGAGAUCUGCCCAGGCAGGGGAUGCAGCUGCAGAAAAGCCCGUCUCUAAACCAACUCCAGCCAAACCUUCUAGGCCUAGACCCAAGAGUCGCUUUUCUCGGUACCGGACUGGGUCAGCACAAAGACUGAAGCGUCAGAAGCAGGCCAAUUCACAGCAGGUGGAGCUAUCUCAGGUUGCCUCCGAGGAGGGAAGAAAUGGCAGCUCAGUAACAGCGGCAGAAGUUAGAAGCAUGGAGAAUCAAGGCGAAAAUAAGCCAGUGCCAGGGUCUGACCCCGUGGCAACCCUGGCUACUGGGACCCAGGUUAACCGGGCUGCAUUCAAGUACCCCAAAACCAAAAAGUAUCUAGUUACAGAAUGGCUGAAUGACAAACCAGAGAAGCAGGAGUGCCCUAUUGAGUCCCCUUUGCGUAUUACCACAGACCCAACAGUUCUGGCCACAACUCUGAACAUGUUGCCUGGUCUUACCCAUUCCCCAUUAAUUUGCACCACUCCCAAACACUACGUCCGCUUUGGCUCACCCUAUAUCCCAGAGAGGCGUCGAAGACCCCUUCCUCUGGAUGCCAACCUUGUUUCCUGUAAGAAGCGUUGGUUGAAGCAAGCCUUAGAAGAAGGGAUGGCUCAGACCUCAUCUGUACCCCAAGAGAAUAGAAUCCAGCAACUUUACCAAAGCAAUGAAAGCAGUAGCUCUUCAAGCAUCAGCAAAGAUACUGCAGACUUACUGAGCCCAAUAAAGCGAUGGAAGUCUCGCUAUCUGAAGGAGCAGAACGUUGCCAAGUUACUGAGGCCUCUAACUCCAAUCAUAUCUCCCAUCCCUUCCAUUCGUGGCUCGCUAAGCUCACAGCUUACCACACCCAGCUCGGCCUUUCCAGGAGUGGAGAAUUGUCGGAAUGGAACUGAUCUAAUGUUCUCACCAGCUCAAAUUCUUGCUUCUAGUCGCUGCAAUACUCCACUUCAAUUUGAGAACAUAUCCUCCCCUGAGAGUUCCCCUGCGCAUAGGCCCGCGCCCCUGUCACCUGAGGCUCUUCCUCAAAAGAAGCAGCAUUUGACAAAGGUAGCAUUUCUGAAAUCCAACACUAAAGACUGCCUGGAGAAACUGGCCCUACCCCACCCAGGGCCAGCCGACCUUGUUCUUCAGCUCUCUACCGCUUCUACUGCAGAGUCCAUCGUCUUGGGAAAGAGUGGAGGUGUAGAACCGAUCCUUGUGAAAAACUCAGACCUGGCUGUUCGGACGGAGUUUAAUUUAAUGUAUGCCUUCUCGCCUUUGAACGCUAUGCCUCGACCAGAUGGAUUGUUGCGAGGCUCUCCCCAGGUGGGAGAUAGAAAGCCUUUCAUUUCUGACAGAGGAUACUGUGGCUCUCCUGCAGAAGGCUAUUCCAGCAGAUACGAACACUUUCUUCUUAAAGGGACAUCGUAUGGAUCCCUGUCUCCAUUCAGCGAGAGAGCCUUUGAAGGACUCAAGUCUGUCCCCCAGAACCCACCUCAGAAGAAAAAGGUUUCUCUGCUGGAGUAUCGUAAACGAAAACAGGAAGCCAAGGAGAGCACUUCUUGUUUGGGAGGUGAUUCUGUACCAUGUACAGGAACUCCCACUCGGCAAGGCAGCAAUAGCUCGGUGUCUGACGCUGACACCUUUGGAAUGCAGGGAUCUUUCGUCCGAGCCCCAACAUCUCCUCAUUGCAGCUUAUCCCCAUCAUAUCCCUCAGUGCCCCAGGUAGAGGAGACAAACCUAUCAGAGGUCAGGGGCACUCCUCCCUCCUCGUCUCACAGCAAACCUCAAGAGAAUAUCAGCAGCAGAUGGAUGGUCCCCACAUCUGUGGAGCGACUCCGAGAGGGCCGCGGCAUCCUCAAGAAGGUCCUGCGCAGCGGGGCGAAGGUGUCACAGAGAAGGGAGCCCUCCCCCAUUUGGGAAAGCCCUGCAGAAAUAGUCCCAGACACUGCCGAGGGAGAUGGUCCAGAGAUGUUGAACUCCGCUGCCACCAAAAGACCAGCCGUUUACAGUCCUUCUAGAUACAGCUACCAGGUCCUGCCUUGUGAAAGUCCACGAGCAGAGCCCCCAAAUCUCCUCCAGAGGAGCGCCUCUCCCUAUAGAGUAUACCCCACUCAAACUAUGGGAUACAGUUACCGAGCCACAGCACUGAGAUCUGGACAUCUCCCCUCUUACGGUUUAUCAGAAUCCUCCCUCUCUUCUACUUCUUCUUAUUCCAGCCCCGCCCACUUGGUAUCUACUGACUCAUUACCACUGUUUGCUGGGGCAACAGGGUAUUACAGCAGCCAACAGCAUUCUGGGAGCAGCAUUGGCACCAAUCUUCUGAAGAGGAGCUGCGCCCCAACUGCUGCUAGUCCCUCACUGCAGGGCACCUCAGACUCUCUAACCUCAGACUCUGUUUCUCAGCCCAGCACAGGAACUCUGAGUUCCACUUCUACCCCUCUGAAUUCUAGAUCAUUGCCGUCGGACUUGCGGACUAUGAACCAGCCCAGAGCUGGGCAGUCAGCUUCCUGCCAGAUCUCCAGGGUAUCGACCGUAACCAAUUCACAGCACUACCCACACCGUGGGGGAGGGGGAGUCCGUCAGUACCGACUGCAGCAGCUGCAAGGGUCUGGAGCAAAGACCCAAAAGGGACUUUCCUAGGGCUUCUGGAUUUGGGCAAACAAGACUGAACGAGCCCAUGGCUGCUUCUGGCUGCCUUUGGAUCCAGGGAAGCAUGGGGAACUUACACCUGUUGCUGG